Molecule: messenger RNA, 3630 nt
Organism: Megalops cyprinoides (Indo-Pacific tarpon)
Lineage: Eukaryota; Metazoa; Chordata; Actinopteri; Elopiformes; Megalopidae
Product: band 3 anion exchange protein-like
Exons: 18
Coding region: 164-2689 (841 amino acids)
Biological process (GO): transmembrane transport; bicarbonate transport; monoatomic anion transport
Cellular component (GO): plasma membrane; basolateral plasma membrane
Molecular function (GO): solute:inorganic anion antiporter activity; monoatomic anion transmembrane transporter activity; bicarbonate transmembrane transporter activity
Source: RefSeq, a predicted model, not a curated record
UGGAGGGGAGGAAGGCGUAUAUAUAGCCUGGUCACACGUUUUUUUACAUGGUGGUGGUCAGUCACUGCUGGUCGGCUGGUACCUGGGCAAAGCUGGACUGAACGUGAACACCAACGCCAACUCCAAAGCAAACUGCCAGGCCUACGUGGAGCUGAACGAACUCAUGAAGGACCAGAACCAGCAGGGCUACUGGCAGGAGACCGGGCGAUGGGUGGGGUACGAGGAGAACUACGACCCAGAGGCGGGCGGCUGGGGCGCCUCUCAUAUCUCUUACCUGACCUUCAAGAGCCUGAUCCAGCUGCGCAAGACCAUGAGCACAGGUGUGGUAAUGCUGGACCGGGAGGAACGCACCCUGAGCAGCAUUGCUGAAAAGAUAGUGGAUGAGCUUGUGAACAAGAAGGAGAUCGGCCAGAGUGACCGUGACGGUGUGCUGAAGUCACUGCUGCAGAACCGCAGCCAAUCAGAGCCAAAGGAAACGCAGGCCCUUGCUGCUGGGAUGGAGAUGGAGUCCUUCUCCGUCAGAGAGAGGAGAGACGCGUCUGAUGCUGUGGAGGCAUCAAUGGUUCUUGUAGGGACGCUGGACUUCCUGCAGAAGCCCACUGUGGCCUUUGUGAGGCUGAAGGAGGCAGUGGUACUGGAGUCGGCUCUAGAGGCGCCAGUGCCGGUCCGCUUCAUUUUUGUGCUGGUGGGACCCAGUCAGAUUGGCAUGGAUUACCACGAGAUGGGACGGGCCAUGGCAGCAUUGAUGGCAGACAAGGUGUUCAACCUAGCAGCGUUCCAGGCCCAGGGUGAACGUGAGCUGACGGACGCCCUCGCUGAGUUCAUGGACUGCAGCAUCGUGAUCCCACCCACAGAAAUUCAGAACGAGUCCAUGCUGAAGUCCGUAAUCGGCUUCCAGAAGAGGCUCCUGCAGGACCGCUGCCGCCCUGCAGACCCUCUGCUGUCCCUCAAUGCCAAGCCCCGCAGAAUUUCCAAAGCUGAUGUGCCGCCACCGGAGGACCCUCUCGCACGAACUGGGCGGCCGUUCGGUGGAAUGAUGAAAGACUUGAGGAGACGAUACCGCCACUAUGUCAGCGACAUCACUGACGCACUCAAUGCCCAGGUCCUGGCCGCUGUCAUCUUCAUCUACUUCGCCGCCCUGUCGCCUGCCAUCACUUUUGGGGGCCUGCUGGCCGACAAGACAGACAACAUGAUGGGCGUGUCCGAGCUGAUGAUCUCCACCGCCAUCCAGGGCAUCAUCUUCUGUUUCAUCGCAGCCCAGCCUGUCCUGGUCAUUGGCUUCUCCGGACCUCUGCUGGUCUUUGAAGAGGCCUUCUUUGCAUUCUGUAAGUCGCAGGGGAUCGAGUACAUCGUGGGCCGGGUGUGGGUGGGAGGCUGGCUGGUGGUCAUCGUGGUGGUCAUCGUCGCUGUAGAGGGCAGCUUCCUGGUCCGGUUCAUCUCACGCUUCACCCAAGAGAUCUUCUCCAUCCUCAUUUCCCUCAUCUUCAUCUACGAGACGUUUGCCAAGCUCAUCAGGAUUUUCAAAGCACACCCUCUGACUCUGAACUAUGAGCACCUGAACACCAGUGCGGAAGACCCCUUCCACCCUGUUUUUGACCACAAACACAUUAUGGACAACAUUACUGGCAACAUUACCACCUUGGUUUUUCGCCGGGAGAGAGCAUACCCCAACACUGCCUUGCUUUCUAUGUGCCUCAUGUUCGGAUGUUUCUUCAUUGCAUUCUUCCUUAGGCAAUUCAAGAAUGGCCAUUUCCUGCCUGGCAAAAUCCGUCGCCUAAUUGGAGAUUUCGGUGUCCCCAUCGCAAUUUUCAUCAUGAUUGCUGUGGACAUUAACAUUGAGGACGCCUAUACUCAGAAACUAGUGGUGCCCAAGGGUCUGCAGGUGUCCAACCCUAAGGAAAGGGGCUGGAUCAUCAACCCCUUGGGUGAGAAGAAAGCAUUUCCUGUCUGGAUGAUGUUCGGCUGUGUAGUCCCGGCGAUGCUUGUCUUCAUCCUCAUAUUCCUGGAGUCCCAGAUCACCACACUGAUUGUGAGCAAGCCAGAGAGGAAGAUGGCCAAAGGCUCUGGGUUUCACUUGGACCUGCUGAUCCUGGUCAGCAUGGGGGGCCUUAGCGCCAUAUUUGGUGUGCCCUGGCUGAGCGCUGCUACCGUGCGUUCUGUCACCCAUGCCAAUGCCCUCACCGUCAUGAGCAAGGGGCCAAAACCUGAGAUAGAGAAAGUUCUGGAACAGCGGGUCAGUGGAAUUCUCGUGGCACUGUUGGUUGGUCUGUCCAUUCUAAUGGAGCCUAUUCUGAAGAUGAUCCCCAUGACAGCUCUAUUUGGGAUCUUCCUUUACAUGGGUAUCACCUCCCUCAGUGGGAUCCAGCUGUGGGACCGCAUUCUACUCCUGCUUAUACCCAAGAAGUACCACCCAUCGGAUCCCUAUGCCACCAUGGUGAAAACCAGCAGGAUGCACAUGUUCACUCUGAUCCAGAUGGUGUGCUUGGCAGUGCUGUGGAUGGUGAAGUCCAGCCCAGCCUCCCUCGCUCUGCCCUUCGUACUCAUCCUCACCAUCCCGCUGAGAAUGUUCAUGACCGGCCGGGUAUUCACUGAGCUGGAGAUGAAAUGUCUGGAUGCAGAUGAUGCCAAAGUGACAUUUGAGGAGGAGCCAGGGCAGGAUGUGUACUAUGAGUCUCAGAUGCCAUUGUGAACAGCUGGACUUAAUUUUCAAUAACAGGGGAUCCUGUAAUUGAAUAAAAGGGCUAAAACCAGCAUGCAAGAAAAAUUAAAAACAUCUUUCAAUGUGACCAAAGUUUUUUUUCUAAUGUUGUUUGACUGAUUACUUGCUUGUGUGGCAAACAAGAACUCUCAGAUAGUGCCUUUCAGAUUUAAAUAAAUUUUAAUCAAAUGUAUUAUUUACUAUUUAAAUGAUUAAAAACAUCCCUGUUGUAAAAGUAUUUACCUACUAACAUAUUUGUCUAUUUUCCUUCCAGUGUCAGACUUUCAUGUCUGUUCUAAGAGCUCUUGCCCCCAUAAAUUAAUAUAUGACAGUCUGUUCACUGAAAUUUAUUUGGGAUAUGUUAAUUUGUUAGAAUAAUGUGUUAUAAUGCUGAAUUAUGUGAUUUGUUACUUAUGGGGUUGUCAUGUUAAACAAAUGUGUCAGUGUAAUUUUACAUUUUUUACAGUCUUGGAAUCUGACAUUUGUCCCUUUAUAAAGUUAUGCAUUUUGCUAUUGGCUUCUUCGAGGGUACAGCAGCCUGAGGUGGGGAGACACUAGCUGAGAUUAUGGUACAUAGUAAAAAUCCACUCAUGCUUCAUGUUUUCAAGGAACUACUAUGCCUUUGCAAUUAAUGAGACAAAUGUGUAUUUACGGUCGUUAUUUAUGCCACCAAUGUUUUUGUGUGUAUUGCCAGAGAAUGCAGGAAAAAGGGAAGCAUUACUGAGUUCAGUCUGUUUUGUGGUCUCCUACCAGUGCUUUUCUUUGAGUGUGGAUGGAAUGUAAUGAUUAUUGCUUUUUAUGUGAACAUAUUUUUGGACAGUAUGUAAAUAUUUCUAUCCCCAAAUCAAGGAAACAACAUAUCUAGAAAAAAUGUUCAGGGUGGAGGAACUGGCUGAGUGGAUACAUUUAGUUGUAUUUUAUAUUGGUUUGUC